CGUUGACGUUAGCUUCAGGUUGUGUGUUCGCACAUCGAUCCUGCUAAAAAUAAGCGCCAUGAAAACUGUUUAAAGUUAGGUAGCAACUGAGAACACGAUUUUUUUCGUUGCAAAACGCGGAGGAUCCGCUCACAACAAUUACAAGUUGAAGAUGGAGCCUCUGGAUCCUACCAAGAAUCUUGAAGGCAGCGGAUUUUCCAAACGACGUAUUUCCUCGAUUUUAAAAGCACCACGGAAAUCAACCAGAUUCCCUGACCCAGAGCAACAGGAAAAUGUGGUGGAAUGUGCCAAACCAGUGGAAAAGAGGAAUUCGAGGAGAGUCAGCUUUGCCCCUGCCAAUGAUGUUCUCCUGUUUUCUAAGGAUGCCAAAAAUGCCUCCCCUGGCCAAACUCCUUUACAAGAGUUAGGAACAGCAGCAGCAGACACCACACAGAACAGGAUCCAGGCGGCCGUCACUGAUGAUGGGAGCCAACAAAUCCUGGGUAUGGAAACCCUUUUGAAGGCCCCUCUGCAUACUUCUCAACAAAAGGUCAACUUUGACACGAUGGAUGACUUUGGGGAGAAAACGGUGAUGUUUUCUACAGAGGAUGCAUUCAUGGACAUGACCCACAGCCACACUAUAAACAUUGCCAGUGAUUCAGAAAUACUUGGAGAUAUUUCCCUUCAAAACUAUGGCAUUUUACCCACUGGCAAGGAGAAAAGAGGCAUGAUCACUGUGGGUGAUGGAUUCACAGAUAUGACCCUAAGUCAUACUGUAAACAUGACCAGUGGGUCACUAACUGCAAGCAGGAACAUGAGUUUAAGCGAAGAGAAGAGAAACGUUUCUGCAUCAUUGCCUUGUAUGGAUCCUGGAUUUGAAAACUUCCUUGCAAGUCUGUCUAAACCAAGUGGUCCCAGCAUUAACGUCACCAGAAUGGCAGCGUCGGAUGGAACAUCCUCUGGAGAAGCAAGCAGCUCACUGGCCCAGAUUAAAACGCAAAGAGCCGAUGUAGAUAAAGAAAAUCAGGCUCCCACUUGUGUUUCCGCUGUGCUUGAAAAGUCACUAAAUAACAGCAGAAGAAUCAGAGAAUCCUUUUACGGAAGCGCACUAUGUCCAAAAGAUGAUGUGACCAUGGAUUUAACUGAAGCUCAGACAGGCCGCAUUCUGGGAGUCAACGACGACGAUGAUGAUCCUUUUCAGUGUCUUUUUCCUACUCAAGACAUGUACGCCCACUUUGACAAGAGAGUAUCACCAACAGCAGAGAGGAUGAAGACCAACCAGCAGCAGAGCAGUAGAACCUGGGGAUCAGCUGAUCCUAAAGAUAAGAAACCCCUGAUGAACUAUCUUCCACAUGCUCCUCAUGCAACACAUAAGGUCAGCUCUGAUGCAAAACCUGAAUGCAGGGAGAAGACAAUAGUGUUCACUGCAGACGAGUUGAUGGACAUGACUCAGAGUCACACAGUGAACAUUGCCAGUGGUUCAUUCGCUCCUGACCAAACAUCAGCAAGUAGUUUUGAGCCAGGAUUUAAUAACUUUCUCGCAAGCCUCUCUAAACCAAGUGACCCCAGUAGUGAUCCUGUGAGUGCCAGAAUGACACCAACUGCUGCAUUGUCUUCUGCUGAAACUACCAACACAAUUGGUUCCCUGUCCCAGCUUAAAACACCAAGGGCUGAGGUCGAUAAAGAAUAUAUGUCGCUAAGCACAAUCUGCCCUGAAGAUGACGUGAGCAUGGAUAUGACAGAAGCUCAAACAGGACGCAUUAUUGGAGGCAUUGGUUUAGAAGACCCUUUUCAGUUUCUUUUUCCCUCACAAGGCAUAUUCCCCCACUGUGAUAGUCUGAAGAGUCCAGAUAUUCCUCCAGGACAACGGAGCAGCGAGGCAUCUAACUAUAAAGGAAUGGAAACCUCAUUGAAGCCAUCUUUAAAGGCAGAAGUGCAAAGACAUCAGGACAAACUUGACACUGAAGAUGACUACAGAGAGAAAACAGUGAGGUUUUCUGCAGAUGAUGCCUGUAUGGAUGUGACACAAAGUCACACUGUCAACAUUGCCACUAAUUUCAAACUGCAGUCGCAUCAAAAUAUGGACUUUUUACCCCCAUGUGGAGAGAAAACUUUGAGGUUCACUACAAAUGAUGCAGCUAUGGAUUUGACCCAGUGCCUCACUGUGAAUAUUGCCAGUAAUUUAGCAUCAAAUCCCAGUCUUCCUCUGAAGAAACAAGAAGCUGAGACUUUUGGUCCACUUAGAAACAGGUCUUCAUCAGCACACAGUUUGAAUCCAGCAUCUAAUAACGUCCUGCCACCUCUCUCAAAACCAAGUGACCCCAGUGUCAGUAAUGUGGUGGCAAGAAUGAUGCCAAAUGCAGCAACAUUCUCUAGCAGAGGUACAAUCUCUUCUGAGGAUGACAUAAACAUGGACUUAACUGAAGCUCAGAUAGGUUGCAUUUUGGAAAAUGAUGUGUUCAUGGAUAUGACGGAAACUCAGACAGGCCGAAAUAUAGAAACCCUAGGCACAGGUGAUCCUCUUAAGUGUCUUUUUCCCAACAAAGACAUGUAUCCUCAAAGUGGUAACCUGAAGCAGGCAGAGACGACUUCAAGUCAGCAGAACACUGAAGCACCUGGACCAUCUAACUGUAAAGGUAUGGUAACCUCAUUCAAGCCUUCAUUAAAGACUGAGAUGCAAAUACAUCAGAAAACAGUCAUGUUCAGUGUCAAUGAUGCAGCUAUGGAUGUGACACGAAGUCACACUGUAAACAUCGCCACUGAUCUGAAUCUGCUGUCGCGCCACAGUGUGGAAUCAUUACCUGCUAAUGGAGAGAAAACUGUGAGGUUCACUGCAAAUGAAGCAGUUAUGGAUGUGACACGAAUCCACACUGUAAACAUUGCCACUGAUUUUGAACCAAAGUCGCAUCAAAAUGUGGACUUCCUGCCUUCAAAUGGAGAGAAAACGGUGAGGUUCACUGCAAAUGAUGCCACCAUGGAUAUGACCCACUGCCACACUGUAAAUAUCGCCAGUAGUGCAGCAUCAGAGUCAGUUUUACCACAACAUGUUCUACUUCCUGAACAAAACAUGGGCUUUCCUUCUGCUGUAAAGGAGAGAAAAAGCAAAACCGCUCUGCAAGGAAACAGAUUGUCAGUACAAGCUUUAGAUCGGGACCUUAAUAAAUCCCAGUUAAAGACGAGUGAGCCCUCUGCUAAUUCUAAAGGUGAGGCCACUGAUGCUGGAUUUUCUCAAGAAGCUGUUGAUUCAGUUGGCUUUCUGGUCCACCUUGAAACGCAGAAACCUGACAUGUAUAAUGAGAAUGAAGCUCCAGGUUUGGUGUCAGCUCUCACAGAGAAGCCAGUAAAUAAAAGAAUGACAGACUGUCUACAAAUGAAUGCAAGCAUGGAUAUGACUGAAGCUCAAACAGGCUACAUUUUGGAACAAACAUGCACGGAUGAGUCCCCUCAAUUUCUUUCUUCCUCACAAGAUCGUAAUUCUGAACUUCUGAAGAAAACCAAGGUGACUUCACCACGAAGCAAAGAGGAAUCAUCCAACCCUGAUGAUGUGGAAAUCACAAAGCUAACACAUUCUCUUGAUUCAAAUGAAACCGAGACCAAGAAAGAACCUGAACCAAGUGCUGCAGCUUGUUCUUUAUCACAGAAGAUGGAAAGUUCACCCAGUGCUGCUGACCAAGAUGCUGAUAUGUUGUGUUCACGGAAGUCUAGAAGAAAGAGCUUAGCAGACCUCCAGUCAAAAGUAAGGCGUCUGAGCCACAUGAUAAAUGCAGUUCCUGAUGUUGCUGCCAUUGAUAGCUGUACAGCACCUUUGCCUGAGCUGGACCAAGACCUGGACAAAAAGUCAAAAGACAAAACCAUCCCCCUCCCGGAAUUGGAGCCAGAGCCAGAGCCAGAGCCAGUGGUCGAAAUGAAUUUGGUAAACACUGAAGAGAAAGCACAAGCUCAGUGUCUUACACAAGAAGAGCAAUCUUCUGCAAGUGCUACUACAACUCCUUUCAAAUUGAAGACUCAACAGCUUAUGUCAAGACUCUCAGUGGGAGGGUUUAAGCCGAAACUCCCCCAAAGAAGCAAACCUGAUGAUACAAAGAAGGGGAGUUCUGCUGGAGAACAUACAAGGACAAUUACUGUCAAUGUUACCCAUCAUAUGAGCAACUUUGACAAUGAUGUGAGCGACAUCUACGAUGAAGAGCUGGGUAGUUAUGAAGAUGUGUCAGAAACGCUGGAUACCAGGAGUCCUGAGAAAACACCUGAAAAAGAGAGUUCUUCCCAUGAGUUCAACAUGGUUGAGCCUUUGGAGGAAGAUAUGUUUGAAGAAGAUGUUAUGAGUACCAGCCAUGGACAGAAGAGGCCUUUGCCUGAAGAUGAAAACGACAUGGAAGAUGAGAAGAGACUGAAGGCUUCCCCAGAGACUGCUGAAAUGGUGCUGCAGUCGGAUGUUGCAGAGUGUGAGAGUAACGUUACUACAGCUUACUCCAACAAUAGUCACACAGCCAGCAGCAGAUGUGAGGCUGCAUCUGAGUCCACUUUUAAACACAGCCUGUUUGAAUCCCAGCUUGAAGACUAUGCCAGUGAUGCACAGAAGAAACUUGAAGAUGGCACCAUUACAGUGUUAGAGUUCUUCAAACUCUUCAACAUCGACUUUGUCAUCCAUAAUCCUCGACAAAGUGUCCUUCCAGGCAGACUUUUGUCAGACACAGAUGCCACAUCGAUGGACCUAUUAAAGGACAGGCAUAUCAGCCGUCCAAAACAGAUGGUCUAUGAGGCAGAUGUCCUGACUCUCACAGAAGAGGUGGAAAGGUUGAAGGUCCGAAUGUGGGAUCUCGACAAACCUCUCAAGACUGUUAAUCGACCCUUGUGGGAAGAGAUGAAAUAUUCUUCAGAGAAAGAGCUCAAGUGUUUUGGUGCCAAACUAAAAGAGAGAAAUAACUUCUUCCGGAAAACGAGCAAAGUUCAAUCACAUGAAAUGAAGGAGGUCCUGUACUCAAAUCUCGUGCAGGCUAAUUUGGAGGAGCAGCAGAAAUUGAGAGGAACAAUUGAGCAAGCAGACGAGAUGAUAAAAAGCUUGGAUGACUGCAUCCGUGAACUGGAAACAGAACUUUCUGCAGUUGAGGAAAAAGGCCUUGAAGAUAAACCGAGCCUGAAUUCACUGCAGAACGAGAUGAAGAAAGUCACUGACACUUUGGCCAGUAAUGAGAGACAAAUAUCUGAACUGGAGAUGGAGAAGAAGCAGUAUUCAAGCAAACUUGGCAGGCUGAAAGCUGAGACGAGGAACCUGGAGAGCCACAUCGCUGCGCUGAAUACGCUGAAUGAAUGGAGGAUCAAAGAGAGGAAGGACAACGGCACCAUCUACACUUUCCUCCAUGAGACAAUGCAUCUGCAGUUGGUAUAUGAAAAGACCAAUGGAAAUGAUGCUGAGUACGGGUCUGAGCGGAAAAUCGCCCACAUCGCUGUCAAAUUUGAACUUGACGAUGAGAAGUCACAGUGCCAUGCACGUAUUGUUCACAAACUGCUCUCCAAGUACAUUGAGGGAGAAUCUGCCCUGGUAGAGAAAUACCCAACAAGCAGACAUGUUCCAAAGCUGCUCCAUGACAUCAGCUUGGUGGUGAGUCGCUGUCGUCUGCUGGGUGACGAAUUGCGUCUGCUGAAAAUGUGGGGAGGCCUUCGACUCGAUAUACUGGACAUCAGCUGCAUGGACACUCAAGUGCACAUUGUCUUCAGCAGUCUCAAGACGUUUUCCAAGUUUGAGGUGGUCUUUGUCGCCAGUCUGAUCAACCAGCUCUGCGUCCUUCAAGUAGAGAGCUUCAAAAACAUCAUUGGAAGCACAACGAUCAAACAUGUUGAAGACAUCGUGGCGUCGUUCACUCCAGCUAAGAACCUCUUGACGAAGAUUGUCAAAAAGAUUCACGAUACUCUGCUCUGUUGAGACCAGGAUUACGUCCACUAUCGCAUUUUGAUUCAAGCUGUUUGUAAUCUGUUGUACAAUAUUCAUGUUAAAAGAUUUAAUACAUUAACUGGCUUUUUACAAAAAAAAUCAAAAUAAUAAUAAAUAAGUGUAGUGUA
Messenger RNA from Stegastes partitus (bicolor damselfish), 6036 nucleotides. It is a transcript of the gene knl1, whose product is annotated as kinetochore scaffold 1. Gene Ontology annotation, cellular component: nucleus. The transcript is spliced from 32 exons. NCBI's taxonomy places the organism in Eukaryota, Metazoa, Chordata, Actinopteri, Pomacentridae. The record is from RefSeq and is a predicted model, not a curated record. Gene Ontology annotation, biological process: cell division; protein localization to kinetochore; attachment of spindle microtubules to kinetochore. The coding region runs from base 152 to 5899 and encodes 1915 amino acids.